AUGCCUCAUUUGAUCAGGGUCACCUUUGGUGUGUCAAAAAGUCUAAAGGGUCUCCAGACAACGGCAAUUGAAAAUGUACGUGGAAAUACGGUUGGUCAACGAAAGGUGAAGGCUGACCUGAUAUUACGGAACUUGAAGAGGAAAUACAACACCAAAUCCAAUGAUGUCUCGCAGAAUAAAUUGAAGAGAACGGCGGAUGCAAGUGGCUAUGAUGAUAUCAUCCUUGCCAAAAGGCCAAAGCUUGACCAAGCCAUCCAAAAGGGUUUGAAGCAAAAGGCAAUCGAAGUUACAUCUGGUGUUAUUAUCACUCGCGAAGAAUCGGUUUCGAGACAGGCGUCGGAGAAGGGCUUCGAGAAACAAAAUGAUAGGGGCCCAUCGGAUGAUUUGGGUCUUGACCAGGGGGUUGAAUCCGACGCUGAGGUCCAGGUCCAGGCUCACCAAGAAAUCACAGCAAAGAUCCUUUUUACCAGACCGUCUAUGGUCAAUGUUAAACCUGCAGGCAUUACCGCUACCGCUUUCAGCAUUCACGAAGACCUCCUCACCGUUCACAUCCCCUUUCUCGCCCAGGCCAUACUGCCCAGCAGCCAGCCAUCAAACUCAAUGCGCCAGCUAAAUCUCCCAUCCUGGAUCAACUACAUGGAUUUCACUAUACUCGUGUCAUGGCUCCACACCGGUACCCUACCCAUGAUCGACAUCGAUUCUCCAUCCUCCCGGUUUAUACAUUGCCAUCUAGCAAACCUCUGGAUGUUAGGGCACAGUCUCUCCAUUCCUGCAUUCCAAAAUACGGUUAUGGAUUCCCUGAGAAAGCUUUGUGCCGAGAACCAAACAGGCGGCUUCAACUAUGCAUGGCCUAGCUUUCUGCAAGCAGAGGAGAUUUAUCAGCGCACUGCAGUGGGUGCCAAAAUCAGAGCAUUUGCUGCUGCGGCGCUGUCAUUCAAGAGACCAGUUGAUAAGAUGGGUGAGGACAGCGAGGCGUCGAGAAGAUGUUUUAAUGUAUGGAAGCGGACCCCAGAGCUUUUUGUUGACCUAUGCCAGGCUAGUCUGAGACCAGAAUGCCCAUGGCAUGACGAGGCAAGAAAAAUGUGGACGGUUAAGGAAGAUUUGAGCUUGAAAUACAAAUGGGAGGAGUUGGCGAAGGGAAGAAAGCUAACAAGGGCCAAAGUCAAGGGUUGGAACGGGGAGACUUUGAGGGAGUUGACAAUGAUUUUGUGA
Molecule: messenger RNA, 1212 nt
Organism: Venustampulla echinocandica
Lineage: Eukaryota; Fungi; Ascomycota; Leotiomycetes; Helotiales; Pleuroascaceae
Exons: 2
Coding region: 1-1212 (403 amino acids)
Source: RefSeq, a predicted model, not a curated record